Gracilinanus agilis (Agile Gracile Mouse Opossum) is the source of this 2010-nucleotide messenger RNA. RefSeq names its product sodium-dependent glucose transporter 1-like. Gene Ontology annotation, biological process: transmembrane transport. NCBI's taxonomy places the organism in Eukaryota, Metazoa, Chordata, Mammalia, Didelphimorphia, Didelphidae. Bases 1 to 2010 code for a protein of 669 amino acids. The record is from RefSeq and is a predicted model, not a curated record. The transcript is spliced from 5 exons.
AUGUCUAAAGAAGCCGGAGUCCGUAACCGUUAUGUGGGCUCGCUAGUACGUGACGACAGAACGAGAGGCGAGGCUUACGAUCUCCUUAGCAACCUUAUCAACUUCCUGUCGGGUGAGGCCUUCGCAACUGCCGCCGCCGCAGUCCGCGGUUUGUGUCGGUGUGGCUGUUUCUCUGGUACUGCAGAGCUGGAGGAGCUGGAGUUAGAGCGCGGCGGGGCUCCGGCCCCGGCCGGACAGCGGCUCCUCCCCGCGGGGACCUCCGGAGCUGGGGAGCGGCUGGAGGCGGACGCUGAGGUUUACGUGGUCGACGGCGGCAGCGGCGGGAGAUGUGGGCCCGGUACCGUGUUCCGUUGGGUCACCUCCAUGGUGCUAUACGCUGCCUUCCUGGGGCUGGUGAGAGCCAAGGGCCGGGCUGGAGACAUUAAAACGGGCAUCCCUGAAACCUGGGAAGUGGUGGGUCUGAGUAUUGCUAUAUUAGGACCCACAUUUCAAGACUUGGCUAUAAAUGUGAACCGAAACAUCAGUGAUAUUUCUUAUAUUUUUGUGGGCCGUGCCUGUGGGUAUCUAAGUGGUUCUGUGAUGGGUGGAAUCCUCUUUGACCGCUUCAAUCAUACUUUAAUUUUGGCAUUAUCAAUGCUAGGAACAUCUAUUGGUCUCUGCCUUGUCCCCUUUUGCAAGAAAGCAAUAUUACUGGUGGUUAUGAUGGCUGGCCUUGGAAUGUCUACUGGAAUGUUAGACACAGGUGGCAAUGUGAUCAUCCUGCAUAUAUGGAGAGGUGAAGCAGCCCCACAUCUGCAGGCCUUACAUUUCACUUUUGCCUUGGGGGCCUUUUUGGCUCCCUUACUGGCGAAGUUGGCUUUGGGCAGUUCUGGGCCCUCUGAAAACCACACGAUAGCUGACAUGUCAAACUACUCUGAGCUCAGCCCACCACCUGUAGCCGACUCUGAAGUAAUAUUUGGAGUACCUGCUAAUGAAAAUUUGCUUUGGGCUUAUAUGGUUAUAGGAACUUAUGUUUUGGUGAUAUUUUUCUUCUUUAUUAUUUUAUUUUUCCAAAAAAGUCCAAAUCAGGAGAAAACAAAAACAACUACUCAGAAAUCUCGAACUGCGAAACACAAGAAUGCUCUUCUUGGACUCCUUUUUGUAUUUUUCUUUUUUUAUGUAGGAGCAGAGGUCACAUAUGGCUCUUACAUUUUCUCUUUUGCAAUGCUUCAUGCUGGCAUGAGUGAAAGCCAAGCAGCAGGCUUGAACUCUGCCUUCUGGGGGACAUUCGCUGCUUGCAGGGGCAUGGCAAUCUGUUUUGCUACUUGUAUGCGGCCUGGAACCAUGAUUGUGUUGUGCAAUGUGGGCAGCUUGGCUUCUUCCCUGCUUCUGGUGAUUUUUGAUAAGAACCACAUUUGUCUCUGGGUAGCGACUGCGGUGUAUGGGGCUUCAAUGUCUACUACCUUUCCCAGUGGUGUUUCCUGGAUUGAACAAUAUAUGACCAUUAAAGGAAAAGCUGCUGCUUUAUUUGUAAUUGGUGCUGCCAUGGGAGAGAUGGUCAUUCCUGCAGUGGUUGGAGUACUUCAAGGAAAAUACCCACAUCUUCCAGGGGUUUUGUAUGUUUCUUUGGGGUCAGCUAUUGCAACGGCAAUUUUGUUUCCUAUCAUGUACAAAUUGGCCACUGCCCCUCUUGACAGCAAGAUUCAGGAAAGUAGAAGGAGUGAAGACCAGAAAGCAUUACUGUCUUCGAGAUUUAAUGAUGAUGAAGACGAUGAUGAUGAUGACGAUGAUGAUGAUGAUGAUGUGGAAGAGGGUGCUGAAGAAGAAUGGAAUGAAGCUGAUUUUGAAAUGAUUGAAAUGAACAAUACGAUGAGGAAUUCAGUAAUAGAGACAUCUAGAAAAAUUUUAAAAGAAUCCCCAGUAGAAAUCUCUAGCCAAUUAUUGUCAAAUGACAUACCUUUCAGUUCUCUGGUUAUUACUGGCAACUCCCCUGUGAAGCACCUUAAUACAGACCGGGAAAAAAAUGACUAA